AUGUCCUCCUCCGAGCUUCAAUACACCAUCGAACUCAUUGGCCAACGGUUAAUUCCUGUCCCCAACACCAACUAUACACCUAUUGGCAUCCGUCUGAAGACCUUGAAGGACAGGUCCCACGCAUGGUUCAAGUUUGACAUGUACUCUUUCGAAACAAUCACCUUAGAAGAAAAAUCGUACGCUAAGAAACAUCUCGUGACUCAUGGGCAUUUCUUCUCGUGGGAUGAACCUGAUGACCUCGCUGCGAUAAUUCCAAUACUACCAAAGCCCUCGCAAAGAACAAUCGAGCGCUACUGGUCUCUAGAAACAUUGCGUUCGGAGCCCCACUCAGUCACCCUGGAUGUGUUGAUGGACCUAGCACAAAACCUGAUCGCCGUCGCGUAUUGUGUUACUUCAGAGGAUAAUCCUCUUGAAUCAGAUGAGGUGGUCUGUAUUGACCUUAGAGCCCUGGAUGGUGAUGGUGAUGGUGUUCACCCUCAAGCUGCCGAACGAACGCUAAUUCUAGUGGAGAUGACCGAAUCUGAAUCCGAUCUCAUUAAAACAACAUGUGCGAAGCUCAAGUGUUGUGGGAGGCAUAUCGCUUUGCUGCGUUCCUUGGUUAUUACAAACGAUGAUGGAAGGAAUUACGAGUGGAAUCUGCAGAUUUGGGAUUGGAAAAACACGUCAAAGACGAUGGUCACCGGCAGAAUAACACCCCACCCAUCUGAAAACCAGAUUGAUUUUUGUUUCCUCGGAAAUGAUAGGUUGCUCAUUGUGACUGAAUAUCUGGAGUUCUUUUCAAUAGAAGACCCGAGCAAGAUGUCACCAUAUACGCGUUUCAAAUUGCCCCUCCCGUUGCAGUGUAUACAAUGCCUCCCUCCGAUGGACGAUAUUGAGCAGAUGCAAACCCAACCUCAAACGGUGAGGUACACCCCAGACCCUAAACAUCAACUACUAUGCCUUACUGCGUCCUAUGGUACUGCCUCUCUGGUCUUCAUCAUCUCCAUGCGGAUUUUCUUCGACCUUGACGAAGUUGCAGAAACAAUAACAAUACCAUGGAUACAUUGGGGUCCUUCAAAUACUCGUGUUUUCUGGUAUCCAUAUCGAGGCAAAGUCCACGUUAGUGGCAAUCGAGUUUUGCAGGCUUUCGCAAUUAGCGGGCCAGACGCGCGCCCUGGGGUGUACGGAGUACGUCUGAUGGACUUCAGCCCAAUAGCUGGGACAAACAGACAGGGUCUUGGGCGUGUGGUGAAAGAUUCAUCUACGAUAGAAAUGAGUCCUGUCAUGGAUGACACCGUCAAAGAGGAGAACUUGACGAUUACAACAUCCUUGCCUUACGUCGAGGUCGUAUCGAAAAGGAAGUUCUGUGUUCGUGAGUUACUGGACAUAUGGCUCGACAAGGAUAGAAUUUAUUUGCUCAAUGCAAAUUGGAAACAUGUUGCGGCAGGUUCUACUUCGUAUCCUACAUGGGAGUCUAACAGGCUUGAGGUCAUUGAUGUCUAG
This is a messenger RNA of Suillus plorans, 1482 nucleotides long. RefSeq lists its product as uncharacterized. Bases 1 to 1482 code for a protein of 493 amino acids. Lineage: Eukaryota; Fungi; Basidiomycota; Agaricomycetes; Boletales; Suillaceae. The transcript is spliced from 2 exons. The record is from RefSeq and is a predicted model, not a curated record.